AGUAUCGAAAAUCAAUCAGGAAAAGGACAAUGUGAUAAACACAUGCAGACACCAGACCGUAACUCAUUGGACGCACCACCCAAUUAUCAAGGAGAUAAAGAAGAUGAACCCAGAAGUUUAAAGGAAGACGUCACUUCGGAAAAACAUCAGAGGAGAAGAAAGAACGAACAAACAGAGGGAGAAGAAAACAUCAGUGAAAAGUUAAGGGAAACAGAAGAGGAGAACACACGACUUAAAAGACUGUUAAAGGAGAUGGAUAAAAAGAAAAGUGAAACAGAAGAGGAGAACACACGACUUGAGGGAUUGUUAAAGGAGACGGAUAAAAAGAAAAGUGAAACAGAAGAGGAGAACACACGACUUGAGGGAUUGUUAAAGGAGACGGAUAAAAAGAAAACUGAAACAGAAGAGGAGAACACACGACUUGAGGGAUUGUUACAGGAGACGGAUAAAAAGAAAACUGAAACAGAAGAGGAGAACACACGACUUGAGGGAUUGUUAAAGGAGACGGAUAAAAAGAAAAGUGAAACAGAAGAGGAGAACACACGACUUGAGGGAUUGUUAAAGGAGACGGAUAAAAAGAAAACUGAAACAGAAGAGAACACACGACAUGAGGGAUUGUUAAAGGAGACGGAUAAAAAGAAAACUGAAACAGAAGAGGAGAACACACGACUUAAAAGACUACUGUUAAAGGAGACGGAUAAAAAGAAAAGUGAAACAGAAGAGGACAACACACGACUUGAGGGAUUGUUAAAGGAGACGGAUGAAAAGAAAACUGAAACAGAAGAGGAGAACACACGACUUAAGACUGUUAAAGGAGACGGAUAA
Molecule: messenger RNA, 825 nt
Organism: Neoarius graeffei (lesser salmon catfish)
Lineage: Eukaryota; Metazoa; Chordata; Actinopteri; Siluriformes; Ariidae
Exons: 3
Coding region: 43-825 (260 amino acids)
Source: RefSeq, a predicted model, not a curated record